Perca flavescens (yellow perch) is the source of this 2804-nucleotide messenger RNA. Its product is annotated as WD repeat-containing protein 62. Gene Ontology annotation, biological process: centriole replication. The transcript is spliced from 23 exons. The coding region runs from base 1 to 2643 and encodes 880 amino acids. Gene Ontology annotation, molecular function: protein binding. The record is from RefSeq and is a predicted model, not a curated record. Lineage: Eukaryota; Metazoa; Chordata; Actinopteri; Perciformes; Percidae. Gene Ontology annotation, cellular component: mitotic spindle.
AUGAGUAUCUUUGGUCUGGCGUUCCUGGAUGAGUUGGUGAAGAUCGAGGCUCAUGACUCGGAGGUUUUGUGUCUGGAGUUUUCCCCGACAUCCACAGGUGUGAAUCUGUUGGCGUCGGCCAGCAGAGAUCGACUGAUUCACGUCUUCAACCUGGAGAAGAACUACAGUCUGGAACAAACUCUCAGUGACCACUCAGCCUCCAUCACUGCAGUCAAGUUCACCGGCGAGAGUCCCGAGGUUCGCCUGGUGAGCUGUGGAGCCGAUAAGAGCAUCUACUUCCAGAGAGCCGAGCAGGCUGUGGAGGGUCUGCUGUUCUCCAGGAGUCACCACGUGGUGGAGAAGACGACUCUGUACGACAUGGACCUGGACGCCUCCAGGACACACGUGGCCAUCGCCUGCCAGGACCGGCACGUCAGGGUCUAUAACGUGGAAACUGGGAAGCUGAAGAAGAGUUUGAAAGGCUCGUCCAGCGAUGAAGGUGCUCUGCUGAAGGUCCAGAUGGAUCCGUCCGGCUCGUUCUUCGCCACCAGCUGCUCCGAUAAAAACAUCGCCAUCUUUGACUACGAGUCGGGGGAGUGUGUCGCCACCCUCUUCGGACAUGCUGAGAUCGUCACCUGUAUGAGGUUCAGUCAGGACUGCAGACAUCUCAUCACCGUGUCUGGAGACAGUUGUGUGUUUGUGUGGAGGUUGGACUCUCAGAUGACCAGCAUCAUGAGGAAGAGGCGGGGCCUCCGUCAGAGCGCCGCGGCUGAAGCCUUCAGUCGCAAAACUCAGAACAUCAGGAGGGAGACAUUCAUCAGCGGACCGGCGUCUCUGGUGCCUCACACUGAGGAAGAGGAGGAAGGGGAAGAAAAGGAAGAAGAAGAGGAGGAGGAGGAGGAGGAGGAGGGCGAGACUCCACACAGACUGGACCCCGCUCACGACCCUCAGCUGCUCCAGACCAAUGGGAAGCUGCCGCUGUGGUUCAGAAAACUGCAGGGUGAGGGCGGAGCCUCUUCUGACGCCCAAUCAGGCUCUGAGCCUCGGCAGGUGCCGGUGCGGAGCCGGUGGUCUGAGCACCUGAACCCUCUGACCAUCUGGUCCGAGUUCUCCCCGAGUCCCACCAAGACACCGGAGGAGGGGGAGGAAGAGGAGGAGGAGGAGGAGGAAGAAGAGGAGGGAGACUUUCACCCCCAGAGUCUGGAGAGUCUACUGGGAGAGGAAGAAGAGGAAGAUGAGGUGCUGCAGAAUCCAGUGGGAAACCCCAGCUUCAUCCUGGACCCCGCUGCUGACAGGGAGUUUGACGUGGAGGGCGUGGCUGACCCUCGGCUGGAGGUCAAAGGUCAGAGGGCGGAGCCAGCGUGGACCAAUCAGCUGAGUCCUGACUCUGCGUGCUUCGAGGGCUCGGCAGGAAGUCUGGAGCAGCAGCACGAUGCCGCAGACACAGACUCGCUGAGUCAGGGCAGCUCUGUGGGCAGUCUGGGUCUGGAGGACGAUGACGACACCAACUCUCUGAAGAACCACUUCGAGACGCUGACAGACGAGAAGUUUGACACUGACCUGAGGCUGUUGCAGCCUCCUCCCCCGGAGGAGGAGGAGAAACACUACCUGAACCCUCGACUCAGCAUCUCCACGCGCUUCCUGUCCCGCUUCCAGGACAGAGUCAGGGCGUGGCCGAGCAGAGCUCCGCCUCCUGUCUCCAUGCCGACCAGGAUCUUGGAGGAAAGCAGCAACACAUCGGUGAGCUCUGGCGUCGAGGUUUCCUCCACCGAGUCCACGCCGAAGGACGACAGCAGCAGCAGCAGCAGCGUUGACAUCACGUCCAGGACUCCCAGCAUCGUGGCGUCUGCUGCCCAGCAGGGGGCGCCGCGGCUGGGGUACCUGGGGACCACGGCCAGCUCCAGGGCCAAACUGAGCCAGGAGGCCCCCCCCUCUGGCCCAGAGGAGGAGGACCUGGAGGACCUGGAGCCUGCUGGCCCCCAGCAGCAACUCACCGGCAGUGUCUUUCUGUCUCCGCUCCCCGAGGCGUUGGCUCCGCCCACCGCUGUGACAUCACUGGGAGGAGUCGGGCGGUGCAGCGUCAGCAGCAGCGUCGACGACGAGACGCUGACCAAUCAGAAUCUAACACUCAUCCUAAGCCCCACCCCCUCCGCCACUGCCUGUGACAUCAUCGGGGAGGAGGCGGGGCCAGGAGGAUCCGAGAUUGAUCCAGAAUCAGACACGUUUUUGGGAGUUGACCCCCCGACAUCUUCCUCCUCUCCGCUGUCAGACCCUCACACAGUUUCAGGUUCGGGUGACGAUGACGAGCCUCUCGGUCUGCAGCGCUGUCAGCAGGUCGCCAUGGAGCUGAGAGAGACAGCGAGACACGCUGUACAGCUCUACCAACAGCUGUGUUCGGUGGCCGGUGAUUCGGGGCAGCUUCUCCAGAGGGCGUCCGUGCUACGGGAGGCGUUUGAUGCCGUUCUCUGUGAGCUGCAGGCGGCCCAGGCGGGUGGAGACAGGCUCCCUGAGGCGGGUGGAGACAGGCUGCCUGAGGCGGGUGGAGACAGGCUCCCUGAGGCGGGUGGAGACAGGCUCCCUGAGGACCCCGGGACUCUGUCUCUGCUGGAGAAAUACUCUGAGCUGCUGGUCCAGAUGACUCAGAACAAACUGAACCGGAUCUGAGACGUACGGAGGCUCAACGGGGACAAAAGUCACUUUAUUUUACCAGUGUUACUUUGAACGCACCUUAACGUUUGUUGGUUUAUUUGUGUUUUAAAUCACAGUCGCUCAGUUUGUACAUAAACUGUUUUUAUUCUGUCCUUUUAAUAAAUGUGUUUCAUACA